Cryptomeria japonica (Japanese cedar) is the source of this 1084-nucleotide messenger RNA. RefSeq lists its product as uncharacterized. NCBI's taxonomy places the organism in Eukaryota, Viridiplantae, Streptophyta, Pinopsida, Cupressales, Cupressaceae. The transcript has 4 exons. The coding region runs from base 201 to 674 and encodes 157 amino acids. Gene Ontology annotation, molecular function: oxidoreductase activity. Gene Ontology annotation, cellular component: endoplasmic reticulum lumen. The record is from RefSeq and is a predicted model, not a curated record.
CUCUAGGUCUAAAGCACUAAGGCCACAAUAGGUUCAGAAAGAAAAUUCAACGCCUACAAAAUUCAUCUCCCAAACGGUAAAGAAAGAUACAGAAAAUAGGAAAUUACGCGGCCUUUGAUCCAAAUAUUGAAUCCACUCAGAUAAAAUUCAUCAGAAGCAAAUUUAGGUGAGUUGUGGAGCAGAACAUUCAGUGAAUUGAAAUGGCAAAGGAAUUGUGGUAUGCUUUCAUUGUAUUUUGCGUGAUAUCAAAUGUUAGAUCAGAGCAGCUGAGUGCCCAAACAUGCGAAGAUCUUGGAUUCACAGGCCUCGCGCUCUGCUCAGACUGUCAGGCAAUGGCUGAAUACAUCAAGGACGAAGAGUUGGUAUCAGACUGCAAAAAAUGUUGUGUGCAAGAGUCAGAAGAUUCAAUCAACAAGGCUACUUAUUCUGGUGCAAUUUUAGAAGUAUGCAUGAGAAAGCUUACAUUUUAUCCAGACAUUCUCUCCUUUAUUGAAGAAGAAGCGGAUGAUUUUAAUUCCCUCCAUGUUCAGUAUCAUUAUGGCUCACCCCCGAAACUUAUCAUGUUGGAUGAAGAUGGUAAUCAUAAGGAAAUUAUCAGGAUUGAUAAUUGGAAGCGAGAACAUAUACUUCAGUUCCUAAGGGAAAAGGUCAGGGCUAAAGUAUCAACAAGUUAAUGGUACUAAAUGAGCAUCUUUAUGAAAGAGGGGACUAAUAAGCUUCAACUUUGCAAGGUAUUGUUAUUGGCAGUGUUCAGUCUUGCUAUUGUUGAUGGCUUUAGCAUGCUUUUUAAAACUGUAGAAUUUAUUAUUUUACAUGCAAUUUUGCAUGUUAGAAACUCUGAGCCAUAUGCAAAUGUCCAGUGGGAAGCAAAGCUUAAUGGGUAUAGAGUGCAAAAUUUAAUGCAAAAGUUUUUCGCAUAAAACUAUUUUAUUUAAUGGCCCAAAUGAUGGAGCUCUAAAAGAACUUUGUGAUGAUUCACAAUCAUGAUGUGAUAUGAUUAUUUGGACUUUAAAAGCAAGAAUAGCUCACCAAUGACAUUGUGGUAUUGUAAUCUGAACUUUCAUGCUAGAGUUCUCUUCUAAUA